AUGGGAAAAGGAAGCCUACUUUUUUCCAAAGCAAGCUCUUUGGGAAUGGGUUUGUGUUCAUACAAGAAACUGUUUGUGCAGAACAUGACUCCUGCAGUCAUUGCUAGCUUUGAAACAAUGCUAGGAAAGUGGAAAGGCCAAGAAGGAAAAGAGAUCGAAGUGUCUCGAGAAUUCAAGUUAUUGACUUCGGAAGUGAUAUCGAGAACAGCUUUUGGUAGCAGUCACUUGGAAGGGGAGAAAAUUUUCGCCUUGUUGGACAAGUUGUCAAUAAUUAUGAUCCGAAAUAUUUUCAAGACCAGAAUUCCUUUCAUCAACAAGUUAUGGAAACCUGCAGAUUUGCUAGAGUCAGAAGCACUUGGAAAAGAAAUACAAGAUUGUGUGUUGAAGAUUGUUAAGAAAGAGAAGACAGUUGUUAAUGGAGACUCCGAUAGCUUCAGCAAUGAUUUUCUAGGACUACUCGUAAAUGCCUAUAAUGAUUCGGACGAGAAAAACAGUAUUUCAUUGCAAGAGUUGGUUGCUGAGUGCAAAACAUUCUACCUUGGUGGACAAGAUACUGUUACAGUCUUUCUUUUAGCAAUCCAUGGAGAUUGGCAGGAGAAAGCUAGAAGAGAGAUGACCAUGAUCAUUAAUGAAACUCUAAGAUUGUACGGUCCAGCAAAUGGCAUCCUGAGAAAAGUUGGAACAGAAGUUCAGUUGGGAAAGCUAGUCUUCCCGGCUAAUAUCGAUCUUCUGCCUCUAAAUAUCGCAGUUCACCAUGACCCUCAACUAUGGGGAGACGACAUGCAUCUCUUUAAACCAGAGAGAUUUGCAGAAGGCAUUGUGAAGGCUACCAAACACAACACCGGUGCAUUUUCCCCCUUCGGAUUGGGACCGAUCUUGUGUCGGUAUGGCCUUCGCAACCACGGAAACGAAGAUUGCUCUCUCCAUGAUUCUACAACAGUACGCCUUCACCCUCUCCCCUGCCUUUGUCCACUCACCGAUGUCCGUUAUCGCGCUCCAACCACAACAUGGAAUUCAAAUAAUAAUCGAAUUGAGCUUCAUUAA
Messenger RNA from Hibiscus syriacus, 1044 nucleotides. Its product is annotated as cytochrome P450 CYP749A22-like. Lineage: Eukaryota; Viridiplantae; Streptophyta; Magnoliopsida; Malvales; Malvaceae. The record is from RefSeq and is a predicted model, not a curated record. The transcript has 3 exons. Bases 1 to 1044 code for a protein of 347 amino acids. Gene Ontology annotation, molecular function: oxidoreductase activity, acting on paired donors, with incorporation or reduction of molecular oxygen; heme binding; monooxygenase activity.